This is a messenger RNA of Cyprinodon tularosa, 1741 nucleotides long. RefSeq names its product G-protein coupled estrogen receptor 1-like. Lineage: Eukaryota; Metazoa; Chordata; Actinopteri; Cyprinodontiformes; Cyprinodontidae. Gene Ontology annotation, biological process: cellular response to estradiol stimulus; G protein-coupled receptor signaling pathway. Gene Ontology annotation, cellular component: membrane. Gene Ontology annotation, molecular function: nuclear estrogen receptor activity; G protein-coupled receptor activity. The transcript is spliced from 2 exons. The coding region runs from base 222 to 1319 and encodes 365 amino acids. The record is from RefSeq and is a predicted model, not a curated record.
AGCGUGUUGAUGGGUGGAACGACGCCGUUUCUCAGUAUUUUCUCGGACGACACAGAGAUACUCUCCAGAACCGACUUGAAGAGCUGACUUCAGCACCAUCAUCUGUUCGGACGGGAAGCCUGACCACAACUCGGACCUCGACAAUCAUUCAAGCUCAAAGAUAUGCAUAGUUAGCAGGAAGGUUAUGAGGCGGGAUAGAAAAGUGUGAGAAGGACACGAGCAUGUUCAUGGAGCACAGAAUCACAGCUGGAGAAAACCUGACCUUGCAGUCCAACGACACCCAGUUGACCACCGGCGUUCUGCAGACCUCAUCCGAGAACGCGGAGCAUUAUCUUAUAAACAUAUUAAUAUCUGGAUUUUACACCAUAAUCCUGUUUCCUAUCGGCCUCGUUGGGAACAUCCUGAUCCUUGUGGUCAACCUGCACCAUAAAGGCCGUCUGACGGCCCCGGACCUGUACUUUGUGAACCUGGCAGCGGCGGACCUCAUUCUGGUGGCCGACUCUUUGAUUGAGGUAUUUAAUCUGAAGAAGGGUUACUACGACAACACCGGCCUCUGUACCUUCAUGAAUCUUUUCCAGCAGGUCAACCUCUACAGCAGCGUCUUCUUCUUGACCUGGAUGAGCAUCGACCGCUUCAUUGCGCUAACCUGCGUCAACGGAACAAGCAUGGGGCACGCCCGCCUCAGCUGCUGCUUCAUCUGGGUGUUUUCCUCAGUGCUCACCCUUCUGCCUUUCGCUGUAGCUCAAGUGCAGCAUUCGGGUGAGCUUCACUUCUGCUUUGCUAACGUGAGCCAGAUUCAGUGGCUGGAGGUAACGCUGGGCUUCCUGCUGCCUUUCUGCAUCCUGGGCGUGUGUUACUGGAGGAUAGGGCAGGUGCUGCGGCGCAGCCAGAGAGAGCAAUGCAACCCGCAGCAGAGGCCUCGCAGGCAGAGAGCUCUGCGUAUGAUCUCUGCCGCCGUGUUGGUCUUCUUCAUCUGCUGGCUCCCGGUGAAUGUUUUCAUAAGCAUUCACCUCCUGAAGGGCGACACAGACAGCAGCAGCACGCUGUGGGAGCUUUACCCUCUGACGGGCCACGCCGUCCGGCUCGCAGCCUUUUCCAACAGCUGUCUGAAUCCGCUGAUCUACGGCUUUCUGGGAGAGACUUUCCGGAGAAAGCUGAGGCUGUUUCUUCGGGAGAAGAGCAGAAGCCCCAAGCUUUCCAGGUCUGUUUCAGAAAGAGCCAUGUACGCAACAGUUUCCCCAAACUGUCCCCCUACAACAUGGGACACAUCGAACGACUCCUCUAGUUCCACCUCUGAAAGCCGACACAGACUGUCCUGACACGGAUCAUAGGCUAAAGUCACGCCAUGAGAUUAAUUAAACUUUAACGGACAAUGUGACAGAAAGGGAGCUUGACAGCCGUAAAUACGAAGAAUUAUUUAUUAAUAAUAUAAAACUUAAAGGUUUUCAGAUCAACAUCAGAGCAACAUUUCAUAGAAACAGUGAUUGUAUCCGACUGUGUUCUGCGCAUCAUGAAAGCAGUGAUUACAAACGGGCAUCAGGGAAGCAUAAUAAACUGGACAGUUUCAGUAUUUUGUCUUCUCACCUCAGUAAGCUCUGAGUCGGCGUCUUUUGUCACCUUGUUCUUUUUAUGCUUCUUUUGCUUUUUGUUUGUUUCCUCAUCUGGGUUUGUAACUCGGGGAAUCUGUACUGCAGCUCCCUGAAGAAAAAAAAAAAGAUAUUAUUUUGAAAAUAAAUAUUUA